AUGAACUUGCGAUGUUGCUGGUGGCAAAUAUUACUGGCAGUUUGGUAUUUUAAAGCUGAAAAUAAGAAUAAUCAGGUGGAAGCAAAAGACCACACAAGAACUUUGAAACACUGGGUUAGUAGUUAUGAAGAGAACGUUAUAGUUCAGGGCUCAGAUCAAAUUUUAAGUAAUCUUUCCAAGUCUGUGGAAAUUAAAAUUCACAAGGAACAUCCAAAAUUCAGAGUUAAGAGAUUGAAGAAAAAGAAAAAGAAAUUACGGAGGCGGAAAGGUGAAACGAAAAAUAAGCUAAUAGCGACGAACAGUAUAUUUCCAAAGCACAGAUCGAAAUCACAAAGAAAGAGGAAGAAAGGUUUUAAGAAAUUUGUGAAGACAGUCAGCGAUAGAAAUAAAGAUUCUAACAUGUCCGCCUCUAAAGAGUUUGAUGCGGAAGAUAAACCUGUUGAUAUAAUUGUACAUAUUAAAAUGAAUAAUAAU
This is a messenger RNA of Iphiclides podalirius (scarce swallowtail), 474 nucleotides long. Lineage: Eukaryota; Metazoa; Arthropoda; Insecta; Lepidoptera; Papilionidae. The record is from the annotation of a GenBank genome assembly.